UAUUCCGUAAUAGGUGCUCUGGCUGCCGAGGCGAGUGGUUCGUUCCGAAUUUAUCUCCGAAGCCCUGGCAUUCGGUUUUCUUCGGGCUGGCUCGGAAUUGAUUGCUAUGUGCUUCGGAAACUUGUGGGAAGAAUGCCGAAAAGAAAUGGAUUUACGAAAUAUAUGCUAAGUCAACAGAACGAGUUGAAACUCCAAGAAGCAGCCUUAAAGAAUGACGUCGAACAAACCAAAAAAGUGCUCGAAUCCAAGGUGGACCUCAACUCCAAGGGGCACCUGGAUCGUACUCCGGUGCACUGGGCAGCUUCCAAGGGCCACAUUGAAAUUCUGAGCUUACUUAUUCAGGCGAAGUGCGACAUCGAAGUCGUCGAUAAGUUCGGGAUGACUCCCCUCCUGAUGGCUGCGUGGUUUGGUUACAAAGAGGCCGUCCAGCUCCUGGUGCAGGCGGGGGCCAAUUUAAGAGCUGUCAACAGGCAAGGCCAAACGGUCCUCCACUGCGCCGCACAGAACAACCAGGAGGAAAUCAUUAGUUUCCUACUCGAGAAUGUCGAAAAUCUCUGCGUUAAUGCCGUAGAUAAGAACGGAAUGACAACCGUCCAUGUGUCAGCUGCAAACAACUGCAUGGCAAUCGUUGAGAAAUUGAUCCAAGCUGGAGCAGACAUCUCCAUAAAGGAUAAGUCGGAGCGAAGUCCCGUGCACACAGUGGCGAUAAGGGGGCACCACCUGAUCUUGGUGAGGCUCUUGCGCGUCGGAGUGGAAGUGGACGAUAAAGAUGAGGACGGGAAGACGGCUCUCCACCUGGCAGCAGAAAACGGCCACCAGAAGGCGCUGCUAACUCUCCUGGAGCACAACUGUGACAUCGAGGCAAAGGAUACAAAGUCGAGGACAGCCCUCCACAUAGCAGCUUCCUUGGGAUACUGUGAUAUUGUAGAGACUCUUCUCAAGUUUGGAGCUUGCCUUGGAGUUACAGAGAAGCACGGGAACACCCCUCUCCACCUGGCAGUGCUGGGAAAUCACCCUGAAAUGGUGGCGCUACUCAUGGAAAAAGGAAUUGCUGUCAACACCCUGAAUGCCCGGCAGCAGACGGCCCUUCAUCUGGCAGCCGAGCUGGGCUAUUCGGAAGUGGCGGAAGUGCUCUUAUCGUACGGGGCUGACCUCUCCGUGCCGGAAAAGGGAGGCAGAAAGGCGUUAUACAUUGCAGCUAGAGGGAGCUACACUGCCAUCGUCGAUAUGCUCAUCAAAGUGGAGAGAAGCCAAACUCUAAAACCCGUGAUGGACAACGAAACGGAGGAGAAAACGGAUCCCCAGUGCAGUCCGGAGUGCGUACGCCAAAUGGAGCGCCAAGCCGAGGCGCAGCAGGCAUCGAUGCGGGACCUACUGUGGACACUGUCCAAAAACUACCUGGACGAGCAGGACUGGAAGAAGCUAGCCAGACACUUUGGAUUCACCGAGGAGCACAUCAAGGCUAUCGAGCGGCACUACACCGGCAAAUCGAGCUACAAGGAGCACGGAUACCGUAUGCUCCUGAUCUGGCUCCAAGGACUUCCUUCCUGCAAACAUCCUCUUAAAGAGCUUUAUGAAGCCCUCACUGCCAUAAACAAGAGGGACGUUGCAGAGAAGAUUCGUCGGAAAGCGGAGGAGCGCCCUCCUCAGCGUCGCAGUUGUCGUGCCAACAGGUUCUGUGCCUUCUGCACGCUCAUGUGACAUAGGACUCCCCCCUACAUCAUCCGUGCCUUACAGGGACUACUCGCUGGUGCUCUCAUUCCAUCUCAACCCCGAUGUAGGUGGUGACCCCUCAUUCUCUCACCAGGCUGCAAGGAUCAAGAAUCACGUUUAGGGGGUGUCAGGUGAUCAAGAAGAAACACUUCCAGUUAAUGAGUAAUCGUCCUUUUUUUAAUGAUGAAGAUUCAAUCAUUUGAUAAUUAAAAAUCUUUUGAUAAAAAAAGCAAUGUAAAGAAUUGUACCUCAAAAAUAUCUUGAAUUGAAAUCUUAUUGGAUGGUUCUGGUUGAAUAGGGUAGAUUUAUGAUGCAUAAGAUUUGCAUUUUGGCUGCUGUUUUAGGAAAUUCGUGGAAGAAUGUGUUGCAAAUUAGAACAGAGGAUGAACGUUUAACCUUGAUAUUUAACGAUAUAAUUUGUUAUUCCCCCUCAAGCAUUGGUCAUAAAUUUUCAUAAGUAAUUUUGGUUAACUCAACCUGUGAACUCAAAAAAACUAAAUAAAUAUUCAAAUAUUUUUUUUAAAUCUUUAUUUGUACGCAUUAGGGUCUUUUCUAAUUUCGUGGUAAAUGAUUCUUGAAUAUAUAUCUCUUAGAGAGUAUAUUAGUACUCUUAUAGUCUCUGUAGAGAGCACAGUACUUGACACAACUAUUUUUCCAUAUGAAUCCGCGUACAAUGUCAUGUCUGACAUGUAUAUCGAACUAUAGGAAUUUUUUGUUCAUAAAGUAGUAAGUAAAUCUUAAGAAAUAGAAAGAUCGUUUGGACGUUCUUUUAUAUCUCCAUGAGGUUCCGUUCUUCCAAUUUGUGUUAAAAAUAAUAAUAAGUGUCUCCAACAGGAUGUGUCCUCUAAUUAGGAGAUUAAAUAAAUUUUUUUAUCGAUUUAAUCAAUAUAAAUCCACUUAAAAACGCCAUUUUAAAAUAUGGCUGUUUCCAUAACUUAGAAAAAAUAUUUAUUUUUCUUAAAAUUAACUUUUGCAUUAGAAAUAACAAUUUAAAUAUAAUUUCGGUCAAUGAAUCUAAAGUUCAUGUCAUGGCGAUUGUUUCUCACUGAAUCUAUGCAUCCAUAGUAUCAGCUAUAAUAAAGUUAAUAAGAAACAUAUUAUAAAAAUUCAGGGAAUAGAACAAUAUCGAAAUUAUGUCUCAAUUCAGAAUGAAGAUGAAUAAAUCCUUCUCGGAUGUACAAAAAUUCUCACAGCUCAUUUGCGUUUUGAUUUUUGAAUUCCGGUCUUGUCUAUUCGUUUAGUGAAUUGGCAAUAGUCUUUUUGCUACUCUUUAACAUGCAGUUUUGUCUAUAUACCUUAUCAUUAUUGGUACCAUUUUUUUUAAAUCCAAGAAAGAAAUAUUUUUUGGAACUCUUCCUCGACCCAUUUAUUCCUAUGAAACUAUGCUCGCAGUGGAGUAGUGGUAAAGUCUGGUAUCCGCGACUGGAAGUUUUCAGGGUCGAGACCUUAUUCCUUCAAAGAGCUGCCAUGUAAACGAGUUUGCUGUACGUUAAAUCCGUCAAGGCAUAUGUUCUUCCGUGGCAUAAAUUUAGAGAAGGGUGCUGACUCAGGUGUCAUCCUUGUUAUAUGAUCUAGAAGUACGUUUGAAAUGAACUCUAGUGUUGUUUUAAAGCAGGAUGUUAAUAUAAAUAAAUUAAUCCUACAAAAACUGUUGAUUAUUCAUCACCUGUUCUUUAUUAUAUUGCUAACUGAAAGGUCACCUACCAUUCAAUAAGAUUUUAAUCUAUGAAUACUUUUCAAUGAAUGUUUCAAAAUGUCACUUUUCUAUCACUUACGAUGUUAUUACAUUUUAAUUAAAUUUCUCAAGCGCUCUAGAAUUCUUAUGUCGAAUUUUUCAUACAAGAAGAAAUAACAGUAAAAAUAUAGUCACAUUUUUUUAAAUUCGAUAGAAAAUGAUGGAUUUUUUUUUAUUUUUUGAAAGCAUGAAAGAUCGAUUUUGACGUAAAAUCAACUUAGAAACAAUGAGGGAAAUUGUUUGAUGCUUUCCAAUUAAUUGAGGGCCAACGCAUAGUGACAUGAAUGUUAUAAUAUCUGCGAUUAGAAAUUGAUUUAGAAAAUUUUAUUUCCGUAUUUGAUGUGAAAGAAAGAAGACCAAAAAGAUUCACGUCCUUUGGGAUUCCUCAUUAAAAAAUAAUCAAUAUAUCAAAUGUUUCAAUGUGUUUUCCAUUUAUAAUUCAUUAUUUAUCGCAAAGUGUUUAUGAAAUGUUAUUUGUAUAACACUUUUAAAAAACAUUCUUAGAUUUUUAUUUAUCAAGAAAAAUUGUUACUUUUCAUGAAAAUUUUAAAUUUUCGGAACAUUUAAUA
Messenger RNA from Argiope bruennichi, 4017 nucleotides. RefSeq names its product ankyrin repeat and death domain-containing protein 1A-like. Gene Ontology annotation, biological process: signal transduction. The transcript has 15 exons. Bases 133 to 1701 code for a protein of 522 amino acids. Gene Ontology annotation, molecular function: protein binding. The record is from RefSeq and is a predicted model, not a curated record. Lineage: Eukaryota; Metazoa; Arthropoda; Arachnida; Araneae; Araneidae.